Molecule: messenger RNA, 10248 nt
Organism: Taeniopygia guttata (zebra finch)
Lineage: Eukaryota; Metazoa; Chordata; Aves; Passeriformes; Estrildidae
Source: RefSeq, a predicted model, not a curated record
AGAUUAUGGGACCUUCAGCCACCACCCACCCAGGGUUUGCACUUAGCAGGUGUGUGGCAAAUGCUAGGAAGUGUCUCUGUGGAAGAAGCUACACUCCAGGUAUCUUCAUGUUCCCUUUUUCCUUGCUGGAACUCCCAAGUUAGCUUUUUAACCAGACUGACUCAGGGACCUUUCUGCACAUCACUUCUGUUUCCAUUUCCUGUAUAAAGCCCUGUUUAACUGCAAUAGUGGAGUGACAGGGUGUUUCAAAGCAAACCAGCCCCUGCAAGGCUCUUUGCCCUAAGCUGUGUAAUUGUGUUUAAGGCAGUCACUUGUACCUGAGUGUACCUGUCAGUUUCUGUGAAAGAAACUGCUGCAUUUGGUCUGUGGGACCAGAAAAUAUAUUCCACAAAUACAUCUGGGGUGGAGAUCUGCUCAAGGUACUGCCCAACACAAGGAGCAAAGUAGAAGAGAAGUAACUUGUAGAAAGUACAUCUGCCAGGAAAAAUCUAAAAAUAGACAGCUAGUUUUCAUUAAGAACUGGAGAAGCAAAUCUGCAAGUAUGUUUUUUGAGGGUUUUUGUUCAUUUUUUAAGUAUGAGGGGACUGCUGUCAGUAGAAUUGCAGGCAUGGAUUAUUUAUAGUUCAUCUGGGCUUUUGUGGUACUCACCUCCUGGACCUUGACCCCGAGAUGAACUUGCAGUGCUCAGGAAGUACUACACCUUAGAAAAUAAUAAAAACUGGAGAGCCACAGUAGUAACACUUUUAUCCUGGUUAGGACAGAGAAACAGAAUAUUGCUUCUGGCACCCAUCCCCUCACCCCACAAAAAAAAGAAACCCAAAGAAGAAAAGAGAACUGUUUUCUAGAUGGAAAAGCAGGAAUUGUGGCAUGAGACUUGAGAAGUCUCAGAAUUGAAAAUGUGUUGAAUAAAACCAAGACUAGCAGUAAUCAUUCUGCCCAACCAAACUGAAGUUGGAAAUUGAAGUACAAAGAAGCACAGACACCGGGAUCAUCUUUGACUGUUGAACAAGGUAAGAGAUUUCUGGUCAGCACUUCAGAAAAGGAGGAAUAGUGGAAUAGGUUUACAUUACAUGGACAGCAUUGAUAAGUGUGAGAUUAAUUUGGUUGACCUCACUUCCUAAUUUUUCUGCUCAAAACACUUUACAAUACUGUAUGAUGGAAGAGGUGGCAGUACAACAGGCUGUGGUGGGCUGAAUUUCAUCAGCUGGAAACUUAAACAGCCUCAUAACUUGUUUGUUCCUGGGAGGUGUUCACCAGAGAAAUCUUCAGGAGCACAAGCAGAAAGUGACAAUGGUGAAUGCUUAACCACAGAAACCAAACAAGUGAAAAGGUUUUGGCUAACCUAUUUGUCUCUGCUAGACUGAUUGGGAAUUUUGUUGGUAAAUCCUCUCAAAUGCCAUAAAGUUGUCUUUUUUGUCCAGUCAUGGGAGACAGUUUAGAUUCUGGAUAGUAACCCUCAUGAGCUUGGAGAUAGUUGGUAUCUCCAUAAUAAAGAGCCAUGGUGUGGCUCUUUAUUAGUAAUUUUCAUCAAAGUAAUCUUUUAUUUGAUAUUUUUUUUAGUUACAGGUGGCUUCAGUUUUUGAAUAAAUUUCAUUUGAAAAACAGGGACAUUAUUUAGAAUGGUAUGUGUGCUGUAGCUGUAUUUCAGUGAGCAUUGCUCUGUAGAGAACUGUGAUUCAGCUAGUCAUGUUUGCUAUAUGAAAAUACAUGUUCCUUCUCAGAAAUGCAAGCUGUCAGAAAACCAUCUUUAUUUUUGGAGGUGCUGGGAUGACUUGGUGUGUUGUGUCACUAGAAUUACAGUUCCCUUUUUUUCUCAUUCAGCAAGAGUUCUUUGCAUGAAUACUUUUGAACAGAUACCACUUGGAUGCUGAUAACGAAGAAUUAUAUAUUAUUUCUGAUACAAAUUGUUUCUGUAAAGGCUUUUGUCAAAUCAAGGAAGGAGUUAAUUUUCCACAAUUAUUUUGGGAAUCUAUUGCAAGAUUUGUUUUGCUUAUUUUAAGAAACUAAAUUAUUUUGCUUUUAGAUAUGCCUUUUGCUAUAAUAAAUGUAGGAGAUUUUCAGCUGUUGCAAGUCUACAUUUCAGUGCUGAAAUCACUUGAAUAUAAAAAUGAUAGCAAACUAACAUUAAUAAAACUGAAUUUACACUUCUAAAAUAUUAUAUUUCACGGAAGCUGAUAUAACCAUAGCAUAGAAAACAAAUUUUGACAGAGAUGGUUACUCUUCACAUUCUGAUGGUACUCUUCACAUUCUGAGUGCUUUUGAGUACUUUGAUGAAAGAAAAAAUACUGUAAAUCUAAAAAACCUUCCAAGAAACCUUUUUUUGGGGUGGAGAGGGGAGAACCAAGAAUAUGUUGCUGUUUUGAAACAUACCAGCUAUUCUGUUAGAUGUCAGAGCAUAAAAACAAAGGUCAUUUUAUUUGAUUGCUGUGAGUGUUGUAUGUGUAAUGCUGCUGGUAAUUCAUGAUAUGUGAGUUGCUAGCAGAGAGAAGUGAGCAUUGUACUGCCUAAGGAGCUCUGUGUAAAAGCUUUGCAGACAGACACCUGGGAAUCCAGCUUUGAUAUACUUAUACAAAACCACUCCCAAAAAUAGUCACUCCAGCCAAAGCAGCAGUUUGUUCAGGCUGAUCUGAGCACAGUCUGGGUGUCACCAUGCAGAGCCAGCCCUGAAGGGUUCCUGGUGGUCUGAAUGCAGUCUGCCAUGGCAGGGCAGCUUCAUCCCCAUUUCCAAAGUGAGCUGGCCCUGGGUGGGAGCUGAGAGUGCUGCUGCUUUCCUGUGCUCUGUCCUGGCUGCAGUUUCCUUACUGAUCAUCUCUGCAGCUCUCUGUACUCACUGCUUGCUGCUGCUCAUGUCAGGUAAUACCUGAACAGAGAGGAAAGGAUCGUGACUCGCCCUGGCUCUAUCUUUGGGGGAAGCACUGCUUUUGGGAUGCAGAGGAUAGUGCUGGAACAGCACAAGGCUUGCUCCUUUAGCACAGACUCCACAGCAGCCCUGUCACCAGAAGAAACAGUCCCACAGAGAAGUUGCUUCAGUAUUUACAUAUACCACAGUGCUUAAGCCAGUAAUGCAUGUAUAGAUGUGUUUGUAUUUGUACAAGCAGAAGACAAAAUGCACGAGACUUUCUACUGGAGAUCAGUGUGCUCCCCGUGAUGUUCUGUGGCCAGCAGGAUUUUUAAAAAGAGCAGAAAUGGAAAGGCCAAUGAAAAAGCGUGGUUAAUUGAAUGUGAAAGGUGCUGUCCUUGUUUGGACUGUCUGUUAAUGGUAUGACAAGCCCUGGUAAAGAGCUUAGCUGGCCAGAUUAAAAUUAAAAAAUUGUGUCAGUCCAUCUGCUAGCUCCAAGGAGUCUGCUUCUAUCACCUUUUCUCGUUUCUUCACUAAAGCAGAAUAUUGUCUUUGAAAAGAACAGAGCCAGGAUGUAUUGGUUGACUGUUUUUACCUAAUGCUUUCUCCAAAGAUAAUGAUAUGUGACCUCAAGACAUUUUCAACAAGUGCAAUGCUCUUGGUUGGUUCAAGGCUACGGUAAAGGCAACAGCUCUUUUGCAAAAAGGGAUUGGGAUUUUUUGCUUUUAUAUUUUUUAUUAUUAUUAUUCUACAAAUAAGCAUGUUUGGCUUCAUAUGGAAAAUCUUUCUUUGCCUUCCGGGAAUGAUUAACACAGAUCUUCAAAUGGUUGCAGCAGAAGCGUACUCAGCUGCAGGACGAGGACAGGCUGAGGAUGCUCAGCUCAGUGCCUGGCAGCUGGCAAAGCCUUCUCUGCCCCCUGGGCUGGAAAAGCCCAGUGGCAUCAUGGACACUGAGCAGUUCCACAGGCACCUGCAGCUCCGCAGGAAGCGCUCCAUCCUCUUUCCCAGCGGGGUGAAGAUCUGCCCUGAUGAAUCUGUUGAGCAGGCUAUUGCCAACCAUCUGAAGUACUUCAGGCUCAGAGUGUGCCAGGAAACAGUCUGGGAGGUCUUCAAGACAUUCUGGGACAGGCUGCCGGAGCGUGAGGAGUACAACAGCUGGCUGGGGCUGUGCGAGGAGGGCACCAUGAGCAUCUUCCAAAUGGGCACCAACUUCAGCCAGUCCGAGGAGCACCGGAGCCUGAUCCUGAAGAAACUGGCCUACACCAAGGAAGCAAUGGGCAGUUCCUGUGCUGACUGGUCGUGUGGGUAAUUUCUGAUUUGUUUUUUAUCUAGUGGGACUCCUACUCCACCUUUGGAUGCUGAUGUUACCACACUGAGAGAUGCAGCGGCCAAUGUUCCUCCCCCUCACGAGGUCUCUGUUGAGAGUCCUGCAGGUGAUGCCAUCCAUGAGCAUGACAAUGUGGACACCACUAUCAAUAACGAGAUCAAGAAGCAGGAUGAAAAGCUGGUCAGGCCUGUAGCUGAGCAGAUGAUUGAGUUCAACAUUUUGAUUGUUGGUGAACAGUACAGCGAGGAGCUGAAGGACCCAUCUGCUGCUGAGUACCAACUGCUGUCUGAACGAUUCAUUUCUCAGAUUAAAAGUGUAUUUGAAGGACUACCUGGAUACAAAAACAUCCAUAUCCUGGAUUACAGCCCUUCUGAGGAAGACAGUGGGGUGGAAGUUCACUAUGCUGUCACAUUUGAUGGAAAAGCCAUCAGCAAUGCCACCUGGGACCUGAUUAACCUUCAUUCAAACAAGGUGGAGGACAACUCCUUCAUGGGCAUAGAGGAUAAUCCAACAGUUGUGUACACCAUCAGUGAUUUCCGAGAUUAUAUUGCUGAGAUCCUCCAGAAAAGUGCUCUGCUUGAAAAUGCUUCCAUCUCUUUAGACCCAAACUCUCUUCAGCUUACUAAUGUGAAGGAAAUACUGCACCCCACGUCAGAAGACCCCUCCUGGGUUCCUGAGCAUCCCGUCGUGCUGGAGCGCCCGGAGCUGGAUGACAGCACCUUUCUAGCUGAGCGCCCUUCUGCAGAUGAGUCGACCGUCAGCAAUGCCUUGCCCUUUGACUACGCAGAUUCCACCUCAGACAGUGAGCAGGCCAGUGACAAUGAAAUCCAGCCAAGGCCACAGAACGCUGACUAUGAGGCUGGUUUGGCACCUGAAGCUCCACUUCCCUCAGAAGUUGAUGUCACUUCUUUGCCUGAUGGGCAGAAUUUAGAGACUACUCAUUUAGUCACUGUACCGGUGUUAGAGCAUGAUUCUGUGGACUCUCUGGAAUGGCUUUCAGCCCCCAGUGCUUUAGAUGUGUUUGAAGAUACUGGACUAUCUGAAGAACUUUUGCCUUUAAGUCCUUCUCACCUUGUGCCUGAAGAAUCUCCAUCUACCGAGGACUCUGCAGUUCCUCUGCUCUCUGCACCAACAGUGGCCUCUUCGUCAGUCAUAGAGACUGAUACUAAAGAGAAGGAAGAAGUAAUCCAAGGUAGUCCUGAGGGCAGUGACAGUGCAGACUCUGUGGAAGAAAUGCCUUUUCCCUUAGAAGUGCCCCCUAUGGAAGACGAAACUGAUAUAUUUCUUGGAGAUAGAGUUAUAUAUGAUGAUGGGUCUGGUUCAGCUUUUGAUGGUUCAGGAAAAGAGAUGGAAUCAAGUAUCUGGCCUUGGGAAGAAGCAACCCUGGAACCAGUUUUCUACCCUGGUCCUGAUAGCUGGCUUGAAGAUGACAAUGAGUCUUUAUUAACCAAAACUGAGGAUAUUCCUGAAGGCAUGAUUUUAGACUAUAUUCUUAACUCUGGGAAUAAAUUAGAUUAUGAUCUUUCCAAAGAUGAGAAUGAAGGGAUAGUCGAUAUAAAAGGUUUCCUUGAUGAGUCUGAAAUAUUUGUCUUUCCAGAAACUACAACUCUGCCAGUACCUCUGUUACAGACAGAAGAGCCAUCGACUGUGGAACCAUCUACACAGACAGAAACUCUGGGCAUGUACGAUUCCUCUUUUGUCAUGCCAGCUGCAGAGGCCCCUGUCUCACCACCACAAACAGAUCUGUCUGUGGAAGAUAGUCUCCAUGUAUCCACAGGGACUGUCAGCAUGGAGCAACCUGAGGAGUCUAGUGUAGGCCAGAACAUAAUCCCUGAAGUAGCUGAACACCAAAACAAAGACAGGGCAGUGGUAGAAGAGCUGUUCACAGUGAAGCAGCCAGACGUAAUGGAAGCUGCUACAAUAGAACACUUGGACACAAUCUCUUUAGAAACUAUUCUGACUGCAGACCCUGCUGUGGUAAAGCCUGAUGCCUCUACACGAGAGCAGCAAGCCCUGGAUUCAUCACUGGCAGACCAAAACACUCGUGGAUCAGCAGUGAAGGAACCAGCUGGUGUUUGGCCUACUGACAGGGCACUGGAAACCUCCUUAGAUCAGACAGUGCAACCAGCAAUGCCAGUGGUUACUCAGGGCCCAGCUGCAGUUCCUUCUGUAACCGAUCACACCGCCGUCCUAGAGGGCUUUGCUGGACAGGAUGGUACAGACCAUGGCACACAUAUUUCCAUCAGCUCCAGCACUGUUGUGGAUUACCAAACAGUGAGUGUAACAACCAGCACCACUGAGCUUCAGUCCCAUCCUCCUCCUGUGGGAUCCACGCCGUCAUCGUCUGUAGCUACCCCAACAAAACUGGGAGAUGGCACAACAAGAGUCCUGGAUGUUUCAGCAGACCUGGGUCGUGCUAGCACUGUCCAGUUUGCUCCUGAGCAGACUGAGGAGGGAAGGAGAAUGACUGAAAGUCACAUGGAGCGAACAACUCGUGUCCAGUCCACAGAGAUGGCCAGCGUGGCUUGGGCCACCCAUGAAACUCACUACAGCAGCACCGUCCCAUCCCGAACUCUCGUUGUGUUCUUCAGUCUUCGGGUCACCAACAUGAUGUUUUCAGAGGACCUGUUUAAUAAAAACUCCCCUGAAUACAAAGCCUUGGAGCAGCGAUUCUUGGAACUGCUGGUGCCGUACCUUCAGUCAAAUCUGACGGGAUUCCAGAAUCUGGAAAUCCUGAACUUCAGAAAUGGCAGCAUUGUGGUGAACAGUCGAAUGAAAUUUGCCAAACCUGUGCCUCGGAAUGUCACCAACGCUGUGUACAUGAUCCUGGAAGAUUUCUGCAACACUGCAUAUCACACCAUGAACCUGGCCAUCGACAAAUACUCCCUGGAUGUGGAAUCGGGUGAGCAAGCAGAUCCCUGCAAGUUCCAGGCCUGCAAUGAGUUCUCAGAAUGCUUAGUGAACCGCUGGAGUGGGGAGGCAGAGUGUGUCUGCAACCCUGGCUACCUCAGCAUCGAUGGGCUGCCGUGCAGCAGCAUCUGUGACCUGCAGCCAAACUUCUGCCUGAACGACGGCAAGUGUGACAUCAGCCCUGGGCAAGGGGCCAUCUGCAGGUGCCGUGUGGGAGAGAACUGGUGGUACAGAGGGGAGCACUGUGAGGAAUACGUGUCCGAGCCGCUGGUUGUGGGUAUUGCAAUCGCUUCUGUGGCAGGAUUCCUUCUUGUGGCAUCUGCUGUCAUCUUCUUCUUGGCCAGGACCCUUCGAGACCAGUACACAAAGAGUGAUACUGGGGACUCCCAGGGGCAGGGUGACAGCCUCUCGUCCAUGGAGAAUGCAGUUAAGUACAACCCCAUGUACGAGAGUGACACGACUGGCUACAGCCACUAUUACCGGAGGUACCCGCAGCUCACGUCCUACAGCUCCACCAGUGCAGAGACAUCCACAGACUACAGCAGUGAAGAGAUCAGGCACAUUUAUGAGAACAGUGAGCUUACUAAGGAGGAAAUUCAGGACAGAAUUCGAAUUAUAGAGCUCUACGCUAAGGACCGCCAGUUUGCAGAGUUUGUUAGGCAGCAUCAAAUGAAGCUGCUUUAAGAAAAAAAGAAAUUGAUAGAAUACACGUGGGAGAUAAAUGCUACCUUGCUGCCCCAGCAACGGGCUCAGAUGUAACUGCAAAGUUACUUAUAGUCUUAACAUUGCAUGGAUGGAUACAGAUGUUUUCCAAAUGAAAGGCUAAAAUGUACAGAUGUCUGAUUACCUCAAUUUCUUCUGGCUUUUCCAUGUAAACUGACAUUUUUAAGAGGCAAUCAGAAGUGGCAAAGAUUAUGAAAGUUCAAUUUUCUUUAACUUCAAAAUGGACAUAGAAAGAUUUUGUAGACAAAAGGCAAAAAAAAUCUCGGAUAAGACAAGAUACAUGGACAACCAAGAUAAAAUGCACAUUGAAAAUCCCUGCCUGGCAUUUUAUCCCCUCACUGGAGGUUCAGUGGCAAUUUUAUGGGUAUAAAACACUAGCAGAAGGUAAUAUUUGAUUUGCAAAGGAAUGAGUUGUAGGGGAGAGCUAUUGUGCUAGAGUUAUGUUAGCAUUAUUUUAAAGCAUUUGCAAGAUUUUAAAGCAGACACAAACAAAACCUCACUGGAAAAGCUAUUCUUCUGUACAUUUGGCAUUAGCAAAGCAGAGGGUAGCACCGAGCCUGCAGCCCCCUGAGGAAAUCAGCAUCACCACUGCCCAUCAGUGCCCCACAGGGAGCCUUGGCCAGGCAGGGCAGUGCUCUGCCCCACACCACAGCAUCUCUAAACCAGCAUGGGUGGUUCUGCAGCUCAUUCUGGCACACACACAAGCUGGGGCACAGAAGGGCUUCCAUCGUGCAAAUGUUCUGUGAAGCUUAAGUGACUAACCUUGAUUUUUACUUUUUUUUGUAUGUAGACAUUUUAUUUCAUAUUUCAUAUUUUCAUUAUUUAUUUGUUGUGUGUUUCCUUCCCAGCUUGUUUUCAUAGUGGAUUUAGUUGUUGAAAUAGAAAGAUGACUAGUUUUAAUAAUUAAAUACUACGCUGGCAUUUGUGCCCAUUUUUUAUAUCUGUAUUUUAUUUAGUGUUUACUCAGGGUUGAAUUCAGCCAACUAAUAUUUGAAAUUAUUGAACUGGGCAAUAGCCUGUCAUGAGCUCCCUUUCAAAAUCGGGUACUUAAGUCCAUGCACAUUUGGUAGGGAAGGGAAAAACACAUUUGGUAGGGAAGGGAAAAACUGAAAUUAUUCUUAGUUUACUGGAAAUCAGCAUAAAAUUCCUUAAACAGGAGAAGCAUUUUGAAAUAGCUGAAUUGAGAGGGGGACUUCCAAGUAAAGAAAUGGAAUUUUAUCUUCAAGUUAUGAGGAGAGUUCUGACUACACGUGUUGGGGCUCUGUUCAGUCACCCGAGGUCUCUUGUUUAGGUCACUAACACAGCUGGCAGGGUUAGGGCAUCAAUUACCAUCACAGUAGCUUGUGCUAGCAAAAAAGGCCAAGUGAUUUAUUUCUGCUACAUCUGUAGUUCUCGGCCCACAUGUGCCAACAGCCACCUGACACUCUCUGGAGUUAAGUGAGAGUGAGAGUUACUGGAUUGUCUUUAGACAGCUUAGCUAAACAACAGAAUAUUUCCAUGCAAUUUUUCUACAUCCUGCAGAACCUCACUGGAUCACUCGUGUAGACCCUUCUUGCCUUGAGUGGCAGGGGAUGGGAAACAGAGCCACACAUCUGUCAAAGAAAUGCUUAUAUAAACCACUGGAAGCCAAAUAAUGCCAGACAGCAGGAAAUACUGCGGUGCUGCUGAACACUGUGAGCAGAUGUUCUGAGAUGUUUGUGCUCUCCUGGCUGCCCACAGAGCAGCUGAUGCAGAGCCUGUGAGGCACAGCCACCCCUCGUGGCCCUGCAGCAGCAGGCUGAGCCAUCCCAAAGCCUGGGGCAGGGCAGAGAAUUGCUGGGCUCAGGGUGGGCACAGCCUGGCACCUGUUUCUGUUUCUGUGCAGCUCACCUGGGCGAGCUGGUGCUGCUCCUGCUCGCUGCAGCUGGGGUCACACAGGGUGUUCUGCUGUGCAGGAGCUGAGAGAGGCUUGGUUACACUGAGUGGGAGGCGUUUCAGUGAAUAUACAGUGAUGUUUUAUUGUGUGUUUGUAUACAUAUGAACAUGAUGGUAUGUUUUCACUACAAUAAAAAAUUGUUUCCAAAAUAUGUUUUUCUAUAACAUUCAUGUAGAGGCUAUGAGUUUGACGUGGCUAAGACACCCAUGAGUAUUUAUUUGUGUGUAGGAUCAGAAAAUUGUUUUGUUUAAAUAGAGUUGGCUAAGCUGUUAAACUCCUUUGCUAACAAAAGUGCCAAAUGUAGUUCAUUAACACUUGCAAGGUUAUAGACAGAAAAUUCCUGCUGGAAAGCACAUACAUGGGUGCUUUGUUUUCAGUUAAACUUUUCUGAAGAUGUUUCAUCCCUAUUCAAAAAGUCAAGAACUUAAUGAAUGAUUGACUUUCUUUGAUACUUUCCCAAUCCAAGGCAAAGAAAAAGAACUCUAAAUAUCCUAACAAAACAAACAAAAAACCCCCAAACCCUCAAAACAACAA